UAGACAUACACGCACACAUAUAUAAUCCAUUCAAAGUUUCUCUCAUCUCACUCUACACUUUCUUACACUCCUACUUGGUGUCCUUUCCAAGUCUUGUUCUAAAUUCUAAUACUUCUCUCUUAUAUAUUGAAAGUUUUAACCUUUUUUGGGCAUAUGGAAAUGGAGAUUUUAGAAGAGUUUACAAAGGAUCAAUUGAUCCUUAAAAGGAAGCGUACCAAGCAGCUAAGGCCAUCACAAUCUAGCUCACCAAGCGGUGGUGGUGGAGAAGAGGGUGGCGGUCGAGGAGGCGGAAACGAGUUCCGUUCAUUGGUUUCAUCUCCCACAACCACAGCAACAUCGAGUGGAAUAUCUACAAGUACCGAGGAAGAUGAAGACAUGGCCAAUUGUCUGAUUCUUUUAGCACAAAGUGGUGACAAGGUGGAGAAAUUUCAUAGCCGAAAAUUCGCAGAAAUGGCCAAUAUAACACAAGGAAAGGUUGGCAUCUAUGUUUAUGAGUGUAAAACUUGCAAUAGAACUUUUCCAUCAUUUCAAGCUUUAGGUGGGCACAGAGCAAGUCACAAGAAGCCCAAGUCUACAACAGAUGAGCAAAGGAUUAGGAAAUCAUUGCCGUUCGACGAAGAAAAGAAAUUGAUCAUCAAUAGGCUUAGUCCACCACCUUCAAUUCAAUCAUCCAACAAAGUUGAUGUUAAGCUUAAAAUCCACGAGUGUUCAAUAUGUGGCUCAGAGUUUUCAUCAGGACAAGCAUUGGGAGGUCACAUGAGAAGGCAUAGGACAGCACCAAAUACUCCUAGUCCUAGAAUUGGCACCGAUGAUUCUGAGGAGCCUAGAAAAAUUCUUGCUUUGGAUCUUAACCUACCGGCGCCUCCGGAGGAUGAUCAUCGACCAGACGAAACAUUUCUUCUCUUCUCCUCCCCGGCCUUAGUCGAUUGCCAAUACUAGAAAACAAGAGUUGACAAAUUGGUUCGAAAGCUAAAAAAAUUAUUCACAUUUUCUUUUUGUUCAUAAUUAUCAGUUGUUAUAAUUCAUAAUUCAUUAAUAUUGUUGUUAUUAAUUCUUUCUUGAUUUUUUAUGUUACUUUGAAGUUGAAUCUUUUGAGUAAGUACCAAAAUACAGUUCGCGGUGGCUUUCAUUCACGAAAAGUUAGUGAUGAGCCUCAUUUUUUUUUUUUUUUAAUAAUUAUUUUCUCUUCUUUCUUAGAGUAGGAAGAACGUGUAGUGUGUGUUUGACAGGAUGGCAUGGACAGGGUUAGGCCUAACCAGCACCACAACUAAAGUCGUGGAUUAGGUUGUCUUUAUUUUUUCGUUACAAAUAAAGUUAAAUAAAAACUUCCUUUGAGUGUCUUUUUAUUAAAUGACAAAGAAUAAAUGGAUAGGAAAGAUGAGUUGGUAA
This is a messenger RNA of Olea europaea var. sylvestris, 1389 nucleotides long. Its product is annotated as zinc finger protein ZAT5-like. The transcript has a single exon. NCBI's taxonomy places the organism in Eukaryota, Viridiplantae, Streptophyta, Magnoliopsida, Lamiales, Oleaceae. The record is from RefSeq and is a predicted model, not a curated record. Bases 154 to 939 code for a protein of 261 amino acids.